Hyla sarda is the source of this 2595-nucleotide messenger RNA. Its product is annotated as extracellular calcium-sensing receptor-like. The record is from RefSeq and is a predicted model, not a curated record. Gene Ontology annotation, cellular component: membrane. The transcript is spliced from 6 exons. Gene Ontology annotation, molecular function: G protein-coupled receptor activity. Gene Ontology annotation, biological process: G protein-coupled receptor signaling pathway. Bases 1 to 2595 code for a protein of 864 amino acids. NCBI's taxonomy places the organism in Eukaryota, Metazoa, Chordata, Amphibia, Anura, Hylidae.
AUGGCAGUCAUUCGUUCAGCAGUGUGGGUUCUAGUGUUCUCCUGCUUAACUCCAGCAUUUUUCACGGAAAAACUAAAUGACCCAAAAUGUAGACAAUAUUCCUCAGAUCUAGGUGGAAGCACGCUGCCUGGAGACACAAUGAUGGGCCUUAUCUUCCCUCUUCAUCUAGACAAGUCCUACCAACAGGUUUCCUUCACUGAGAAACCACCUAUGACUUGUUGCACCAUGUUUCAACUAGAAAAUUACCAGAUGCUUCAGACCACAGUAUUUGCUUUGGAGGAGAUCAACAACGACCCCUACAUUCUACCUAACAUGACUUUAGGGCUGCAAGUGUACGAUUCUUGUGACGCACCUCACUUGAACUUACAAGGAACGUUACAAGUGUUGACUGGUCUUGACUCCGCCAUUCCUAACUACAGAUGUCUUCUGGGGUCUCCACUUACUGUAGUUCUUGGAUCCGCUCACUCAACUCAUUCAAUAGCCAUGGCUCAUAUUCUUGGGCUCUCUAGACACCCACAGAUCAGCCAGUUUUCCACCAGUCCUCUUCUGAGCGAUCGGACAAAAUUCCCUUCCUUCUUCAGAAUCGUCCCAAGUGACACUUUCCAAUCUCAUGGGCUUGCACGUCUUGUAUUAUAUUUCGGGUGGUCUUGGGUGGGGCUUUUGGCUGCGGACAACGAAUAUGGCCAGUAUGGGAUUCAGCUGGUCAAACAAGAACUAAUGAAGGCCGGUGCUUGUGUAGAGUACAUUGAGAACAUUAUGAUGAGUCGCCCAGACCGCAACGCCCCCCACAUUAUGAACGUCAUUAGAAGAUCAACAUCCACAGUUGUGGUGGUUUUCUGUAAUGACGUAGAUUUGAUGCCUGUUUUGAACGAAUGGUUAAAACAAAAUGUCUCGAGGAAGAUCUUCAUUGCCAGUGACGCAUGGUCUACAACCAACAUCUUUUCUACCAAUGCAUUUUCAGAUCUCCUUUAUGGCACCAUUGGCUUUGCCUUUUCUAGUGGAAAACUUCCUGGGUUGAAGGAAUUUCUCAACAAGGUCCAACCUUCUGAAUCUUUUGGGGGAGAAUGGACAAAAACACUUUGGGAGAAUAUUUUUAACUGUACAUACGUUGCAUUUUCGCAACCACAGUCUGACCAUACACUUAAACCAUGCACAGGAACAGAAAACUUACACAACAUCCAGAACAGCUAUAAUGAUGUGUCCAGCUUAAGACCGUCAUUUAACGCUUACACUGCAGUGCAUGUGGUGGCAAACGCUUUAGAGGAUCUUAUAAGGUGUCAUCACGGGAGUGGUCGAUUUUCAAUGUCAAGUUGUGCAGAUAAACAGGAUUUAAUGCCUUGGCAGCUCUUAUACUACUUGAAGAGGGUGAAAUUCAGACUCAACAAUGGAAGAGAACUUUACUUUGAUGAGAAUGGAGAUCCACCUGCAGUGUAUGACAUUGUGAACUGGCAGCUGACUGCAGAAGGUACCUUAAGACAGGUUAAGAUCGGCAGCUAUGACACAAUGUCUUCCUCCAGAGAAAUGUUUACUAUUAACAAAAGCUCCAUACUGUCGGCCAUAGAAGAUCAUCAGGUCCUAAAAUGUAGUGAAAGUUGCGCCCGUGGUUUCAGGAAAGCCGCUAGUAGAGGACGACCCAUCUGCUGCUAUGAAUGUGUCCCUUGUGCUCCUGGAGAGAUCUCCAAUGAAACAGAUUCUGUUACUUGCUUCAUGUGUCCAUGGGAUGAAUGGCCGAAUCCAGAAAAAUCUGAAUGUCUUCCGAAAACCAUAGAAUUUCUUUCAUAUGAAGACCCACUGGGAGCCACACUUACUGCCAUCAGCCUUUGGUCCUUCUUAGUACCCAUUGCCAUUAUGAAGUUGUUUAUGGAGCACAGAAACACCCCUUUAGUCAAGGCUAAUAAUUACUAUAUCAGCUGUCUUCUCCUGAUAUCACUAUCACUGUGCUUCCUUUGUCCUCUGAUGUUCAUUGGUUACCCUAAGCCUGAGACAUGUCUCCUCAGACAGGUGGCAUUUGGGAUGACUUUUGCUCUUUGCAUUUCUUGUGUUCUGGUCAAAACCAUCGCUGUGGUUUUUGCUUUUAUGGCCACUAAGCCACAUUUGUGGAAAUGGAGCAAUCCCAUGGUCUCAUAUGUGGUGAUACUGUGUUGUUCCUUUUUGCAACUUACUUUGUGUCUUUUUUGGCUGUCUCUUACUCCCCCAUUCCCCCAAAAGAACAUAUUCUCUAAGCCAGGAAUCAUCAUUGUAGAAUGUAAUGAGGGAUCACCAAUUACUUUUUGGACUAUGUUGGGUUAUCUCUUUCUUCUGGCCACCAUAAGUUUCAUUGUGGCCUUCCUGGCCCGAAGACUUCCCGACCGCUUCAAUGAAGCCCAAUAUAUUACAUUCAGCAUGUUGGCUUUCCUCAGUGUCUGGAUAUCUUAUAUCCCGGCCUCCCUCAGUGCCCAGGGCAGGUACACAGUGGCCAUGGAGAUCUUUGCCAUCUUGGCCUCCAGUUGGGCUUUGAUCAUCUGCAUGUUUUUUCCAAAAUGUUUUCUCAUAUUGUUCAGACCCAAAAUGAAUUCCAGAAAAUAUUUAGUAAGAAGUUCUAUUCUAAAAAAAUAA